This is a messenger RNA of Syzygium oleosum, 1816 nucleotides long. RefSeq names its product GDP-L-galactose phosphorylase 1-like. Gene Ontology annotation, cellular component: cytoplasm. Gene Ontology annotation, biological process: glucose metabolic process. Bases 1 to 1350 code for a protein of 449 amino acids. The record is from RefSeq and is a predicted model, not a curated record. The transcript has 5 exons. Gene Ontology annotation, molecular function: GDP-D-glucose phosphorylase activity. Lineage: Eukaryota; Viridiplantae; Streptophyta; Magnoliopsida; Myrtales; Myrtaceae.
AUGUUGACUAUCAAGAGGGUCGCCACGGUGGUGUCGAAUUAUCAGGAGGAGGGUGGCGAGAAGGAUAAUGCUGCUGUUGCUGUUGAAGGGGAAGAAGCCAAGGGAUGUGGUCGCAAUUGCCUGGGAAAGUGCUGUUUGCCUUCAUCAGACCUUCCUCUGUACACAUUCAAGGUAGGUGGAGAAGAUUGCGCUGAAGAAUCCAUCUUUUCCCAAGCACCUGAGACAUCUUUCCUGCGUAAUCUCUUACUUGGACAGUGGGAGAAUCGAAUGAAUCGAGGUCUAUUUCGCUACGAUGUAACUACAUGCAAGACAAAAGUUAUUCCUGGCGACUAUGGUUUCAUUGCGCAGCUGAACGAGGGGCGUCACCUCAAAAAACGCCUGACUGAGUUCCGAGUAGAUCAAGUUCUCCAGGAUUUCAAUGAGAAGAAGUUCAAUUUCACCAAAGUUGGCCAAGAGGAAGUGCUUUUUAUAUUUGAACAAAGUGAAGACUGCUACAGUCACUUCUUCCCUAGUGCACCAGCCAUUUUCAAGCCUAGUUCUCUUAAUGUCGUUGCAAUCAACGUAAGCCCCAUUGAGUAUGGGCACGUUCUCCUUGUACCCCGUAUUCUUGACUGCUUGCCUCAGAGGAUCGACCACACAAGCUUCUUUCUGGCUCUGUCUUUGGCUAGAGAGGCAGCAGAUCCUUUCUUCAGAGUGGGUUACAACAGUCUAGGUGCAUUCGCCACCAUUAACCACCUUCACUUCCAGGCGUAUUACUUGGAUUCUCUGUUCCCGGUUGAAAAGGUUCCUUCUCUGAGAGUAAUGACUUCUGCGAGUGUGCAGAGAAAUGUAGUUGUUUCACGACUCCUGAAAUUCCCAGUCCGUUCACUUGUGUUUGAGGGUGGAGAUACUUUACGGGAUCUGUCAAAUGCAGUUGCUAAUUCCUGCAUACGCCUUCAGCACAACAACAUCCCCUUCAAUGUACUGAUCUCUGAUUGCGGCAAAAGAGUGUUUCUAUUUCCACAGUGUUAUGCAAAGAAGCAAGCUCAGGGAGAAGUGAGCCAAGAACUUUUGGAAACUCAAGUAAAUCCCGCCGUCUGGGAGAUCAGUGGACACAUAGUGCUGAAGAGACGUGAGGACUUUGAAAAUGCAUCAGAGGACUAUGCAUGGAGACUCCUUGCGGAGGUGUCCCUAUCGGAAGAGAGUUUCCAAGAGGUGAAGGCUCAUAUCUCAGAAGCGGCAGGCUUGCAUGAGAUAGAUACUGAGGCAUAUAACUUGCAUCAGAACGAAGAAGCUGUGCCCACUUCUUCUGUUCCUACAGCCACGUCGCAUUUGCAUCAAGAUUGUCUAGUUGUGAAAGGUGGGGCAUAGUUCUUGCGGCGGUAUGCACCAUGAAACGCUCUUUACCAAAGCACAAGGAACUUAAGGCAGAUAGUCCUGACAAACCGUCCGGGACAAGAUUCCGCAUCCUACGUUGCUUUGUUCUGAUAUUUUGUUGGUUCAGCGGUGAGGAAUGUGGCUUGGUAUUCAUUGGACCACAGGGCAGUUUAUGUUCUUCGCCGGACAGUGUUGCUUGGACCGACCGUCUGUAAGACUCAAUUUUAACAUAGAAAUAGCUUCUGACUUUGCCAGUACUAUUAGGAGCAAAGCUUCUAUACAUGUUGGUGGCUUUCAUGAGUACCUGGGCUGAAGUUGCCCUUGUAGUGCCCUUGUAGUUUAUUGAUUGAUUUAUGUUAGGUAACAAAUGCCACUGAGCUUGGCAGUUCUUGUAGGCUUUUUUGCAGCUGUGUUCUGAGCUGCUUCAAUAUGUAUAUCGUGUAAAAACCAUGAAAUUCGU